CCUCCUUCCUUCCUUCCUUCCUUCCUCCCACUCUCCUCCUCUCCUCUCUCCUGUUCUGUUCGAACGCAGAGGACAUCGGGACCUCGUCUUCUCCCGACUCCCGAUUUACCCGGAGACAUGGAUCUAUGGUUUCACUCGAUCCGGAUUUGCUGGUGGAGGGUUUUGUUCCUGAUGAGUGUUUUCCAGGACUAUCUGAGCUCCAUGCUGGACUGCCCGCCGACCUGCAGCUGCUCUCAAACAGAGAUCUAUUGCAAUAAGUCCGACAGCGGCAGGUUUUUCCCUUUACUCGCCCUGCAGGACACUGGGAACAAUGGGACCAGUGUUGACAUAGCAGAGUUAUUCAAAAACAUCUCCACUAUACACAUAGAGAACUGGACAGGAUUGCAGACUCUGAGAGACGUCGAUAUGGAGCUCUACACUGGACUGCAGAGACUAACUAUCAUGAAUUGCAACCUGAGGGUGAUCCAGGCCCGAGCGUUCGCUCAGAACCCACACCUACGCUACAUCAACUUGUCAAAGAAUCCUCUCAGCACUCUGUCAUGGCAGCUCUUCCAGCACCUCCAGCUCUCCGAACUGCGUCUGGAUGGUGUGGUGUUCGACUGCGGUUGUGAUAUCCGCUGGAUCCAGCUGUGGCAGCAGAGAGGGGAGGCCGGGCUCCACACGCAGCAGCUGUCCUGCAGGAACGGAGCCUCAAAGAUGCGGCUGCACAGCAUGUACAUCCACAACUGUGACUUGCCCGAGAUCAGUGUGAGCCACAGCAGUGUGUUGGUGAUGGAGGGCGACAAUGUGACGGUGAGCUGCAAUGGAUCUGGAUCUCCGCUGCCUGAAGUGGACUGGACUGUCAGCGGCUUGAACUCCAUCAACACACACCUGUCCAAUGUGUACUGGCCCAACAUCCACUCCAUCAACCUGACUCUGUUCAACAUCAGCCGAGACGACAACAACUUCCAGCUGACCUGCAUCGCAGAGAACGUGGUGGGGAUGACCAACUCCUCCAUUCAGCUCAACGUACAGUUUCCUCCAGUGAUCCUGAGACUGGCUGAGCCAGAGCAACGCCUCCACACCUGCAUCGAGUUCACGGUUCGGGGUUACCCCCACCCCAAACUACGCUGGUUCUACAAGCAGAAGGAGGUAAUGCAGAACGACUACAUUCGGACUGAGAUGGACUUCUACCAGGACUAUCUGGAGGGCUGUCUGACCUUCCAGAACCCAACUCACAUCAACAACGGCAACUACACCCUGGAGGCCAGUAACCCACUGGGAACGGUCACAAAGACAGUGUAUGGUCACUUCCUAAUGGAGCCAGGCAUCAUUGACGAAGACGUAGUGGAACUAGUUACAACGCCAUCAGGUAGUGACUCAAGUCGACCAGACGAAGAUACAUUCGGGGUUUCCAUCGCCGUUGGUUUGGCGGGCUUUGCCUGUGUCCUUCUCCUCGUCCUCUUUGUUCUCAUCAACAAAUACGGCCGACGCUCCAAAUUCGGUAUGAAAGGUCCAGUAGCUGUGAUAAGUGGUGAGGAAGACUCUGCCAGCCCUCUUCAUCAUGUCAACCACGGGAUUAUUACCCCCUGUACUCUGGACGCUGGUCCUGAUGCAGUUGUUAUAGGGAUGACUCGUAUCCCUGUGGUGGAGAACCCUCAAUACUUCAGACAUGGACACAACUGUAACAAGCCAUCCACCUUAGUCCAGCAUAUAAAGCGGAGAGACAUAAUCCUGAAGAGGGAGUUGGGUGAGGGAGCGUUCGGUAAAGUCUUCCUGGCGGAGUGUUACAACCUGAGCCCCACCAAGGACAAGAUGCUGGUGGCUGUCAAGACACUGAAAGACCCCAACCUGUCUGCAAGGAAGGACUUCCAGAGGGAGGCGGAGCUGCUGACCAACCUGCAGCACGACCACAUCGUUAAAUUCUACGGAGUGUGUGUAGACGGAGACCCUCUCAUCAUGGUUUUCGAAUACAUGAAGCACGGAGACCUCAACAAAUUCCUCAGAGCCCACGGCCCAGACGCCAUGAUCCUGGUAGAUGGCCUGCCACUGCAGUCCAACGGGGAGCUGGGCCUUUCCCAGAUGCUGCACAUUGCCACCCAGAUUGCCUCGGGCAUGGUUUACCUGGCCUCCCAGCACUUUGUCCACAGAGAUUUGGCGACACGCAAUUGCCUGGUAGGCAAUGGCCUGCUGGUGAAGAUUGGAGACUUCGGCAUGUCCAGGGACAUCUACAGCAGCGACUACUACAGGGUUGGAGGACACACCAUGCUACCUAUUCGCUGGAUGCCUCCAGAGAGCAUCAUGUACCGGAAAUUCUCCACGGAAAGCGACGUCUGGAGCUUUGGAGUCAUUCUGUGGGAGAUCUUUACUUAUGGGAAGCAGCCUUGGUUUCAGCUGGGUAACAACGAGGUUAUUGAGUGCAUAACCCAGGGUCGGGUUCUGGAUAGGGCACGGAUUUGUCCUAAGGAGGUGUAUGACAUCAUGCUGGGCUGCUGGCAGAGGGAACCGCAGCAGCGACUGAACAUUAAGGAUAUUCAGAAGGUCCUUUUCGCCAUGGGAAAAGCCACGCCGGUCUACCUGGACAUCCUGGGCUAGCAGCAGCCGCGGAUGGCCCGUUCCUCGCCAGACAGACAGAUGGACAGAGACAUACGGACAGACCGACACACACGAACCCAGGAAUAACCAAACCAACCUGCUCCACUGUCGAAAAACAUCUACAAUGUUUGGGAAGGACUUAAGUGCCUGCAACACUUUUGGAUAUAGUGGAUAAAAUGUAUUCAAAAAAAAUAACAAAAAAAACACGCACUUUUACAUUUUGUUUACUUGCGUAUAAGAUGUACAGGUUUGAAGAAAACUUUUUUUCCCCUCAAAAAACUGCAAAAAUACACAAAAAUGGAGACAAAAAGGGAAGCAAUGUAGACUGGCAAUAGGAAAAUGGCCACAGUUUGAUUCUACUAUAGAGAGAACACAUCAGAGUUAAAAUCUAUCCUGGGUUUGGUUUUAUGAAUAUAUAUAUAGAAAUAUUACAUAUAUUUUAUAUUUAUUUCUUUUUGUCAAGGUGUUGGAAGGUCUAUCAUGUUUGUUGCUAAGGGCUCGGCCCUGUCCGAAGACGCCACUGACCAACUAUUGGCAGGGACUUGAUGAUGGAAGCCUUACUUGCACUCUGAUUGGCCGGCUGAGCUUUUAAUGGAAACCCUGCUUCUGUGGAAUUACACUGGAUGGUUUGAAAAAAGGAGCACUCCGUAAAGGACCUACCCAAUCAGACAACUGACAAAUCUAUUUUAAUUUAAAUAUAAUGUACAUAUUGUAAAAUUCUAUGUGUCAAAAUUAUGUUAACUUAUUUUUUCGGACGUUAUUUUAGUUCUUUUUCUGACUGUGAUCUGGGUGGCUAAAGUUUAAAGCUAUGGUAAUUGUUUUCAUCUUAAACUAGAGGAGAUUUCUCUCGGCAGUUACCUGUGUCAGUGCUGGUAAGUUGUCGUAAGUGCUGAAGGUGAAUAGAUUUUGAAAAGCCCACUGACGCUGAAUCACAGACUUUGGAGAACAGGGACGACUUGGAGCCAUGGUUCAACACAACACUUUUCCAAAGAGGUUAGGAAACCUCAUGCUCACUUUUUCCAGUUCAUUCACACCACAGCCCAUAACACAUACACACGCUUUGAGAAACUAUCCUGUCAUUUUUCAGGCUUUAUGGUAUAAAACUGCUUUUCCACUCUAAAGAAAACAUUUUUGUGACUGAGAUUAUAAAUCAUUUGUGAGGCACAGGUGUGCGCCCUGCAUACACAGGCUACGGAAAUCUGUAAGGGAAAGAAACGGUUCGACAUUUUGAGAAAAUGCAAUUAUUUACUCUCUCGCUGAGAGUUGGAUACUGCUCCUAUAAUCUGUCAGCUCAAUGUGAAGCUACAACCAGGAGUUAGCUUACCCUUGCAUAAAGUCUGGGAGCAGGGAAACAGCUCGUCUGGCUCCUUUCAAAGGGAAGAAAAUCUGCCAACCACCACCUCUAAAGCACCUUUAACAUCAGCAGGUUGAGAGAGCUGAGGGGAAAUCACAGUUUCUAGGCUCUGAUCCAGAAGUGAGAACUCAUCUUUCAAAUGUACACCCAUUUAUGAUAAGGCAAAUUACCUGUAUUUGAACAGAGCCUCGACCCCAACAUCAUUUCCCAAAAGUCCAUGGGUGAGUUGAGCGGACUCAGCUGGUGAAUGAAAUUGAUCGGGAUGAAAUCAUGGUUUUUUUUUAAAUUAAAAAGGCUUGAACUUCUACCAGCCACGGCUGGGGUAGACAAUGAUUUAUCUAUAGACAGUUACCACAGGCUUCAUCGUGUUGUUCAGAAAGACAGAAACUAGAUUGAGUUACAGAAGCUAAUGGAACAGAGCUUAGCUGGAACAUAGUCCUGCUUCGCCAGACCUAUUUUCACAGUGCUGACGCAGCACUGUGAAAAUAGGUCUGGGCCGUACCAUUAUCAUUCUGCUCUUGGGGGAAAAACAGUCAUAAUCACAGGUGUCUUGGGUGCUGCUGAGCCCAGGAUGCAGUGAUAGUGUCCCUGAAAAAUAGUGUGAGGACGGAGAGGUUGUUCUUGUGGAACAUUUCCCCACAUGGAGUCCACACAAAGAAGUACACACACAAAAAGUAAAAGGUGAAUGUCGUCUGCGUAAUUGGACAAUCCAAAUAUUCAGGAAACUAGCUAAAAACCUAUAGGGCAUUUUCAGAUUAUAGGUAGUUUGCUUGAAUGUUGAGGUUGUUUCGUGAAGUGAAAGGGAUUUCGACAUUGGUAACAGAUUGAGAAAGGGAAGUAAAGAAGAAUGCUGCGUGAGAAACUGGUUUAUAUCCAGUGUCAAUGGGUUGUGUCAGACUAGCCCUGAUAUGAUUGCUACUUAGGCACAGCUCUAUAUUCUGUUUGUUUUACCUACAACAGCCUAAUUUAAAGAGUUUUAAAAGUAACGAUGUCACCACAAGGCUGCCAACUUUCUCCCUAAAUAAAUAAGAUGUAAAUCUGUGGGUUUUAGCCACGCUAACACGCUAAUGUUAGCAUACGGACAGAGGCAGGUUUACUGUCCACUUGUUUUCAGUCUGUCCUCAGCUAAGCAGCUAUUAGGAAUUCCUAUUUACCCCACAGCCAUUAGAGUAGUGUUGUUUUUCUCAUUGAACUUUUGGCGACAAAACUAAAUAAUGUAUUUUCCAUAAUGUUGAACUACUGCUUGAUUGGUUAUCAUCAGUAUCCUGCCAAUUCAAAAUCCAUGAAAAGAAAAACAAAGGCUUCAUCUCUCACAUUUCAUUUCAAACAACUAAAUGAAAACAUUACUUUAUUUUAUUACCCUAAUGAUCUUUAUUAACUGUUCGUGACUCACAUUCACACGUUUUCUUCCUUGCACUCGUGGCCUUUGCAUGUUUAGCGAUGAUGAGGUUUCACGCCCAUCCUUUGCUUUGAUAAAAACCUCUCCUGUUAACCAGAGAGGCGCCACUGAAGCAGGUAGAUAAUCUUGUUAAUUUAUGGACGUCACGUCAAAAAUAAUCAUUACUGAAGUGGAUCAGCUAAAUGCGUUGCUGUGCGUAUUCCAUAUUUUCUGAACUGGAAAACAUGAAGAGUUUUGUUCCAAAAUGUGACCCCCCCCCC
Molecule: messenger RNA, 5587 nt
Organism: Pleuronectes platessa (European plaice)
Lineage: Eukaryota; Metazoa; Chordata; Actinopteri; Pleuronectiformes; Pleuronectidae
Gene: ntrk3b
Product: neurotrophic tyrosine kinase, receptor, type 3b
Biological process (GO): cellular response to nerve growth factor stimulus; cell surface receptor protein tyrosine kinase signaling pathway; multicellular organism development
Cellular component (GO): axon; plasma membrane; signaling receptor complex
Molecular function (GO): neurotrophin receptor activity; neurotrophin binding; ATP binding
Source: RefSeq, a predicted model, not a curated record